AUGUCAGGAAUUUGUUUGGCUCGUCUUACUGAAGAGCGUAAACAAUGGAGGAAAGACCAUCCAUAUGGCUUUUAUGCAACGCCAAUUAAAAAGGAAAAUGGAUUAGAUAUGUUGACCUGGAAAGUUGGAAUUCCAGGAAAAAAAGGCACACUAUGGGAAAAUGGUGUUUACAAAAUGGUCAUGAUUUUUCCAGAUGAUUAUCCCUUAAAACCGCCUACAUGUAAAUUUGAACCUCCACUUUUUCAUCCUAACAUUUAUACAUCUGGGGUGGUUUGCCUUUCAAUUAUAAAUCCAUAUGGUGGAUGGAAACCUGGUAUUAACAUUAAACAGAUCUUGUUAGGCAUUCAAAAUCUUUUAGAUGAACCAAAUCCCAAUAGCCCCGCACAUAACGAAGCUUACAAUUUAUACAAGAAAAAUCGUUUUGAGUAUGAAAAUCGAAUAAGAAAACAAGCCGAGGAAAAUUCUGAAAAGAAUAAUUAA
Molecule: messenger RNA, 480 nt
Organism: Entrophospora candida
Lineage: Eukaryota; Fungi; Glomeromycota; Glomeromycetes; Entrophosporales; Entrophosporaceae
Source: the annotation of a GenBank genome assembly